AGUAGUACAGAACUUAUUGUGGACGCGCGCGGGUAUCGCGAGACUUGUCCCAUUAUCAACCUGCUUGACACACAGCAGCGCUGAGUGCAGCCUGCCUUCCCAGGGUCGGACUGGAGCUCAAGAAACGACAAGGAGAAGCGAACAUCUGGCCGCACCAUCAUGAGAGGACAGCGGGGCUCCUAGGCGGAAAGAAGACGACGAUCCGGGCGGGAAUUCGUGUUAUGAAGGAAGAAUGGAGUUCCCAGACCAUAGCCGCCAGUUGCUGCAGUGUCUGAGUCAGCAGCGUCACCAAGGUUUCCUCUGUGACUGCACUGUUCUUGUCGGAGAGGCUCGAUUCAAAGCGCACAGAGCCGUGCUGGCCUCCUGCAGCAUGUACUUCCAUCUCUUCUACAGGGACCAGCUAGACAAAAGGGACGUUGUGCAUCUCAACAGUGACAUUGUGACAGCCCCGGCUUUCAGCCUGCUCCUUGAAUUUAUGUAUGAGGGGAAGUUGGAAUUCAGCACUCUGCCAGUGGAGGAUGUCCUGGCGGCGGCCAGCUACCUCCACAUGUACGACAUAGUGAAAGUGUGCAAAGGUAAGCUGAAAGAUAAGGAACUGUCCUCGCUGGAUGAAAAGAUGGGCGAGGGUUUGGGACUCAGCUGUCUGGACAGAGAGAACUCGUCGGACUGGGAGCUGCACAGUAAGCAGCUCAUUCAGCGACUGCCCCAGACACAGUCUCAGGGGCUUCACAGGGCCCCCCCGGCGGAGGAGUUUGACAUGGACAACAGUGAAGUCAGGCUGGCUGUCACAGAUUGUGAUAGGUCUGCGCAGAGCAGGCAGAAGGCAAACGGUCACUCUGGCAGGUCCCCGGACCUUGUAGGUGUCAAUUAUGUGUCAGCAGAGGCCGAGCCCUACGUUCAAACAGCUGGAAAAACAAAAGCUGAUGUCAGUAGUUCCACCGUAUUGCUGUCCCAGAGGUCCUGGGCUUCAGAUGACAUGGACUGUGCACUGGAUUUGUCUUUCAAGCCUCUGUCUAGCAGAGAUCCCUUACACCCCUCCUACGUCUCGGGACAGCUGGCCCUCGACAGCCAGCAGCAGGGCACUGAGCCACUUGUUAAAGACGAACACGACUUGCUGUCAGAGCAGGAGGACAGUGAGCCGAUGAGCCCUGAGAGCCAGCGCUUUGGGAAUAGUGCCAGGAGCUCAGUGGUGACAGGGUUCGCUGCCCUCUUCCCAGGCAACAACGGCUCCACAGCCGCCCUGCUCUCCCAGGAGGAGGACCUGAUGGACGAGGAGGGGGAGGCCUGCCGGAGGAGGGAGGGCGCCCCGGGCAGGGAGUCGGACGGGAGGGGCCGGCUGCUGGGGGACAGCGAGGAGGAGGAGGAGGACGACCUGGCCUCCUCGGACAUCUCCACCUCCAGCGGGGUGCUCCUGCCCCCCGGGCAACAGGUGUGCGUGUGUCCCCUCUGCAGCAAAGUCUUCCCCAGCCCCCACGUGCUGCAGCUCCACCUCAGCUCGCACUUCCGCGAGAAGGACGGCGCCCGGUCCAAGCUGUCCCCCGACGGCUCGGUCCCCACCUGCAUGCAGUGCAACAAGACCUUCUCGUGCAUGUACACCCUGAAGCGCCACGAGCGCACGCACUCCGGCGAGAAGCCGUACACCUGCGGCCAGUGCGGCAAGAGCUUCCAGUACUCCCACAACUUGAGCCGGCACGCCGUGGUCCACACGCGGGAGAAGCCGCACGCCUGCAAGUGGUGCGAGCGGCGCUUCACGCAGUCGGGGGACCUCUACCGCCACAUCAGGAAGUUUCACUGUGGCCUUGUCAAGACUCUCGCCAUUGGAUAAAACGCCUCCCCACCAGUGCCACGACACACACUCCCAACAGCCCUCCGCGUUAGCACAACUCACCUCGGCAGUUUUUGCUGGAGACAUAUCCGUUGGAUUCUAUCCCGUGUGACGUUUCGCAAGCUAAAAGAUGUAGCAACUUUAAAACUGGAGCUGUUUUCUGAGCUGGACGGUGUGGCGGGCGAGCGCGAGGGUCAGAGACGGCCAGCUGGAGAUGCACGGGCUGCUAAGAUUAACAUGAGCGCUGUGAAACUUGAGCUGGAUCCGUUUCCACAAAGGUGAACAAAUCAGACGAUGCACUUGUUUGUUUCUGUCCCGUUUGUGUCAGUCUGUCGAGUUUAUUCAUGGAGUAUGUCUCCCGAACGAUGAAAAGCAUCCUGUGUUUUGAACCGUAGGUAGACGCGCUCACAAACGUUUAUACAAUCGUCAGAGAGAGCGAGACUUUUUAUUUGUGCACAUGGGAGAUCAGAACCGUCCGUUAGUAGCAAUAUAUGAUUUUUUUUAACACUUAUUAUUAUUCUUAUUAUUUAUUUUGGGGGAUUUCUUUAGUCCCUAACAAGUAAACUAUCAUAAGGCAGCAAAACUAAUGAAGUCUGACUACUGGAAUUAUGAUUUUUUAUUCUAUUUUUUUUCCAUGAAAGAAGAAAUUUGAUUGGGUUUAAAUGAAGGUUUUAUGUUGUUCUGUACGAAGGCCAUCAGAUCACCACAUUGCUUUCUCAGUGUCUUGGCUUUGCGUUCCCAGCUCUGUGCUUGCUAACAUGAGGGCAGGAUGAUGGACUGGCCUUACAUAUGCUACUUCAAACUAGGCUGUAUAAUCAGAAGAGGGAUGGAAAGUAGUUUAUGCUUGUAACUCUGGUGCCUACUGACAUUCUUAACACUUCACCGAGUGUACUUACUAAAACAAGAAUGAGCUGUAAUGCCAUAGAUAUUAUUUCUCUUUAAAAAAAAAACAAAAAAAACAAUCAACAAUCACACUCUCCAUACCAGGCAGAAACAAAGAGCCACGGUUGUUCUUAAUUAAGUAAUUUAAAAGAAUAUAAACCACGCUCUCUUCUGCUGAAUGUUUGAGCGAUGUGGGUUAAAAGCUAAUAGCCGUCACUAAAUGACCUUGUUACUUUCUGGUAUGGUGUAAAGAAGUGGUUUUCAAAGUGUGGGUGCCUUUUCCAAGCAUGAUUCAUUGAAGGAAAUGUAUUAAAUCUGAAGGUAUAAGUGUAAUGGGGAUGGAUGGAAAUGAUAAAAUGUGCAAAACUGUAAACUCUCAAACCAGAUUCUCCAAAUUCAAGUAUAAGAUAACCUUUUUUUUUGCUAACAGCUGUUAAUAAUAUCUAUUAAUUUGAGAAACUUGGAAAGUAACUGCACCUCCAUCCUGCCACACUUUGAAAACCGCUGGCAUGAGGCGUCCAAAACCCUCAGCAGGCAGAGAGGAAACAGACGAGAAGCGGACGUCAAAGCUGUGCCAUUCAGCCAAUUCUACUGACCUUUCCUUCCUUUGGAAUUAACCGUUUUCACGUUGCUUUACUGUAUGUGUGUAAGUUACUACUGACGAAGCCUUUAGCGACGCUGCCCUCGGAGGAGUCUCUGGGCGGGAAGUGGAUUCCCUCUGUCGGUUCACGUAGAUGCUGUAUUGGAUUCUUAACCAGGGGUGUAGUGCUAAACAGUUGAUAUUUUGUCUAAUCUGUCCUGAGAAGACUUGAUCAGAAUUUAUUUAUUAGUUUGACUUGGUUCAGGGUUUACUGUAGGUGUAGUUUCUUAUUUCUACAGGCUUGGAAGCCUUCUUGUGUCUUGCCUAGCGAUCUUGGUACUCAUUAACUGGUGUUUGGGGCUGUCCAUUUUCUCUGUGCAAAUCGAGUUACUGUAACUGUACUUUAAUAUAUUGUGUAGAAACCUCUGCGGAGUAUUCAAGAUUUGUCACAUGGAACAUAGAGAAGCACUUGUUUUUAGCAUGCAUAUAGUUUCAAUACUAUUGUCUAGGCUGCUAUUUCUUACUAUUUGUAUAUUUAAUGUAAAUACAUAUUAUAUUUAUCAAACGGUUUGUUUUCCAUGUUGAGAGAGUCAGGUGUCUUAUUAUUAAGGCUGGAGUCUCUUCCGUUUGGAGUCUUCCCCACCCCUCGGGGGAGUUUUGCUUCUUUUUUUUCCAUAUUCAAGACUUCACCGGACUCCGCCUUCGCUACGAAUCAGAGCAGUUAAUGCUACUCCGACCGCUGUUCCGCCAGAGGAAGCAGCGGUUCACAAGCACAGCCGCACUGACACGGCACUGGCUACCUAUAGGAUGGAGACAAUACAGGCAUUGUCCCCCCCCCUCCACCUCCACCUCCUCCACCUCCACCUCCUCUCACUACUACUACAGCCACCUACUCCCAGGUAGCCCUCAAGGGAUCAUUGUGUAUCUCUCCUCUAGCUGUGGGGAGAAAAGCCAGUUCAAGUCCCUCUUUGCACUUUUCUGUAUUGAAUGGAGCCGUUGGAAUGUGAGAAAUGUAUUGAGAGAGCAAGGAGACUGUAAACAGGUGUAUUGUUUGGAGGCAUCAAAGAAGGACCCCCCCCCCCCCCCCCCCCCCCCCCCCACCUAUCCCAGCACGGGGUGGAUAAACGCCUCAUUGUUCCUCUGCGUGGAGACACGACCAGCGGCGUGCCGCACGUCCGUCACAAGUAUGGAGAAAUCAAUCAAACUACAAUUUUUCCUCAUUUUCUGGGAGAAAAAAAAGUUGUAAUUGGGUAAAAUAUGUCUGGAGGUCAGACGUAGCGGUUCACCAAUAUAGACACUACUAUGUGAUGUUGUCAUUUCUCCAUAUUUGGACGUCUGAUUGCUCGGUCAGUUAUUGUUACAAAAAGGUUUCAUGUCUCAUUUUGAGUGGCUUUCAGUGGCGUCUGGUUAAAAACAACUGGGAAAACAUCGGCUCCUAUGAAGUGUUGUGAUACUUUCAGAUACUGUAUUUUGGAUUUUUCACAUAUUAUAAGCUAAAAUUCAUGAGGUGAAUCUAAAACAUGUCUGUUUCAGUUUUUCUAAAUGAUGCGAGGAAAAAAAAAAAAAAUCACUUUUUUACCCAAAUGCCAGCUUAAGAUUGAAUAAGUUUGAGGCUGACAGCCAUGUGUCUGAGACAUUAGAGGUCAGAUAGCCGUUGAUCAAGUCUUCAUGUCAGGAUAGGCUUUUAUUUUAUUUUAUUUAUUUUUUUUAAUGUUCAUCAAGAAAACUGCUACUGAAAGAAAAAUCACAGGUGAUUAAAUUGUUUCAUUGCUGCUGAAAGAGACCAAGCUGGACUGGAUUCCCUCUCAGAUCGAUCCAUCACUCCGCUCCCUGACCUCAGGAGAGCUCCUGAACCACAAAACACUGCUGCGGUUCACACGCUCCCCCAGGUGACACACAUCAUGAAUAUUUCAAUCAGAACACACAGGAAUGUACUUUUAUUUUUUUUUUUCCAUCACUUCUUUGUUUUUAAAGGAACAUUUCUACAAGGUGCAAGUUGAAGAUUGCUUGAUUCUCUAAUGUACAUGUGUACAGCGGUAGAAAAACUAACGACGUGUAAAGAAUUCUCUGUUUUGUUUUGUUUGAAGUCUUUAUUUAUACCUCCAGGAUGAUCGCCAAAUGUGCCUUAUAGACACACGGAUAGGUGUUGCAUCUGGAGAAGCCCUUUUUUUUUUCUAUCGCGUACCACUUUUGUUUUGUUUCUUAUUUGCCCUCGACUGCGGAGUCGAAGUUCACAUCACGGCGGCGGAUUGUGAAACGACUCACUGACAGUCGUCGACUUUCAAUCAUAUCAAAUCAGUUCAGACAAAAAAAAAGCUAAAAGUCCAUGUAUCAGUGCUGCUCUGCAUGAGAUUACCUUCAGAUUUUAUUUUUUUUCUUUUUUGGGUUGGGGGGGGUUCAGUGAAUAAAUUUCUUCUAGAUGUGUUCAGCUGAAGUCGAGCAUUUUUGAGUUCGGGUUGCCAUCAGCCGAUACUACUGGGAACUAACAGUCCGUUCCUUUUUAAAUGUCACUGUUGAAUGUGAAACAGAGAUUUUGAUUGUUGACUUGAAACAGUGCUACUCUUAAUCGAGGGCUAUGUUCGCCUAACUCAUGCUGUAUGAUCUUUUUACGUCUAAAAAAAAAACAAAAAAACAACAACUGACUUUAUUGAUACUGGAACUUUGUCCUCUGCAGGUUACAACUGUGAAUUUGUGUAUAAUCAUGAGAAAUAUUUAUUAUUGCAAACGCUUCUUGUGCAACAUUUGACUGUCUCGGUUUUGAUUUGGAAAAAAAAAAAAGCUUCUAAAUGUCAAAUGAAGAUCUUUUUAAUAGAAUUUGUAGAAGUGCCAUUAGAAUUUAA
Messenger RNA from Salarias fasciatus (jewelled blenny), 6127 nucleotides. RefSeq names its product zinc finger and BTB domain containing 42 (gene zbtb42). Gene Ontology annotation, cellular component: nucleus. The transcript is spliced from 2 exons. Bases 233 to 1825 code for a protein of 530 amino acids. Gene Ontology annotation, biological process: regulation of transcription by RNA polymerase II. The record is from RefSeq and is a predicted model, not a curated record. Gene Ontology annotation, molecular function: protein binding; DNA-binding transcription factor activity, RNA polymerase II-specific. NCBI's taxonomy places the organism in Eukaryota, Metazoa, Chordata, Actinopteri, Blenniiformes, Blenniidae.